This is a messenger RNA of Chaetomium fimeti, 1563 nucleotides long. RefSeq lists its product as uncharacterized. The transcript has 2 exons. Bases 414 to 1415 code for a protein of 333 amino acids. NCBI's taxonomy places the organism in Eukaryota, Fungi, Ascomycota, Sordariomycetes, Sordariales, Chaetomiaceae. Gene Ontology annotation, biological process: mitochondrion organization. The record is from RefSeq and is a predicted model, not a curated record. Gene Ontology annotation, cellular component: cytoplasm; SAM complex.
AUGAUGAUCAGGCCACUGGAAACUCCAACAAGAAGAAGCCUGGGGAAUCUCUUAGUGCAGAUGGACAAACUUCCCACCAAGAUCUUGCCUUCGGUCCUUCCGGUCCUGAACUCCAGCGCGAAGAUGUGACCAAAAAAGGAAAGAGCGCUCGAGCCAGCUCCGGCGGUACAUUCCGAGAUCUCCGGCGAAUCUUGUUCAUAUGCACAGACGGGAGAAAGGCCCCACCUCGGUCGCUGCAGUGCGUUCUCGGCGCGAUCUGCGGAAGUUGCGAUUUGAGGUCGAUUUGCACCACUACACGCGGCGCAGAGACCGAAGACGACAGAACAUUACCUAGGUAGUUACUAGGUACCUAGCUUUGCGGAACGCAACACAACACGGCCCUUCUCUCAAGCAAGCCACCCUCUUAGACCGGCAUGCCAUCAAUAUCCUCCGCUGCGCCGAGUUGGCGCAAGAUGCAGAUCCCUCGACCGCUGCAGCAACUAUUCGACCAGUUCCCGUUGCAGACCUACGAACCCAACCAUCUACCCGAAAGGUCACAUCACCUUACUUCCAAUGACCUCCCAACACUAUACGUCUUCUCCACCGACUCAGACGCCCGGCUCGGGCUUCCCAGCUUCAAUCCGGGCUGUCUGAAGUGGCAGACCCUGCUCCGGCUCGCCAAUCUCGAUUUCCGCACCCUCCCGUCCACCAACCACGCCUCCCCCACCGGCUCCCUCCCCUUCCUCCUCCCGCCGCGCACCUCACCCACCACCGCCCCGCUCCCGAUCCCCGCCAGCAACCUCCUCGCCUACGCCCAGAGACAACAACAACAACAACAACAACAGCCCAAAACCAACUCCACCAGCUCCACCAACCUCGACCCCGACCUGCCCCCGCGCUCCCAAGCCUACCUCUCCCUCGUGAACCUGUCCCUGCGCAACGCCUGGCUCUACGCGCUGUACCUCGACCCGGCCCACACGGCGCUGCUGCAGCGGCUCUACAUCGGCCCGUCGUCGUCCUCGCGCGGCGUGCGGGCCGCGCUGCUCUACCAGCUGCGCCGCGCCGCCGCCGAGCAGAUCGCCACCGGCGCCGGCGGCAAGAUCGUCUCGCUCGCGCCCGUGACGAGUGCUGAGGGGAUCGACGAGGACGCCGUGUACCGUCUGGCGGGGGAGGCGCUGGAUGCGCUGGCGAGUUUGCUGAGCGAGAGCGGGACGGGGUGGUUUUUUGGGCAGGAGAGGCCGGGUGUGUUUGAUGCGGCGCUGUUUAGUUAUACGCAUUUGAUGAUGGAGUAUAUGCCAGGGGAGGGCUCGGGUGGGGAGGGAGCGGGGGCGGCGUUGGGGAGGAUGGUGCGAGAUGCUGGCGAUGGGGAGUUGGCGAGGCAUAGGGAGAGGGUGUUGAAAACUGCGUGGCCUGGGUGGGAUGGCUACCGGCGGUAGAAGAGAAGCUAGGUGACGUGGCUGAGAAUCGUUGUCGCAUACGAUGGAUGUGUCACGCGGUAUAGAGAUGGAUGUAUGAGUACCAUGAUGGAAAAUAGAUAAAAGAUACCCAAGGAAGCAAACAAAACGCAUCAACUUUACUCACUAU